UUUGGGCCCACACGACGGCUUUGUUCCACUCCGCUCCGCCACCGUCCUGCGCUCCGCUCCACCGCAUCGCACGAAAAGCACCGACCUUUUUUCCAGCCGAGACACGAUGAUCCACCGCCAUUAGCAGCGGCGGGGGAGCGGCGAUCGACCUUCGUGGCCAGCGCGCGCGUGCCCGCCCUCGCCGGAUCGGGCAGGGGAGAUGGCGCCCACGGCCUCCCUGUCGGCGCUCUGCCUCCUCCUCCUCGCCGCCGCCGCCGCCGCCGCCGCCGGAGCUCGAGUGGACCCGAUUUAUUCUGGCAAACUGGUGCCGGACUGGAGCAGGGAACCCAAGUUUAAACUGCAGAAUUUCUCCCUGAAUCGAGAUGAUAGCCUUCAGCUCCUAAGCAGGCCACGAGAUGUGACUCGCAGGAAAUUGGGGGAGAGGACCGGUGUAAUAAAGAUGGAAACAGUGCAGCAGGAUGAUGAAGCCCUAGUUAAACUUGAGAAUGCAGGUUUUGAGCGUUCAAAAGCAGUUGAUUCUGCUGUGCUGGGAAAAUAUAGUCUAUGGAGACGCGAGAAUGAAAACGAGAAGGCGGAUGCAAAUGUUCGUCUGAUGCGGGACCAAAUGAUCAUGGCAAGAAUAUAUUCCGUGCUUGCCAAAUCCAGGGACAAGCUCGAUCUUUAUCGGGAGCUACUCGCCAGGAUCAAGGAAAGCCAGCGCUCCCUUGGGGAAGCUACUGCUGAUUCUGAUCUCCCUAAGAGUGCCUCUGAGAGAGCAAAAGCAAUGGGUCAAGUUUUAUCAAAAGCUAGGGAUCAACUGUACGAUUGCAAGGAAAUUACCCACCGUUUAAGAUCAAUGCUUCAGUCAGCUGAUGAGCAGGUCCGGAGCUUAAAGAAGCAGAGCACCUUCCUCAGUCAGUUGGCAGCUAAGACAAUACCGAAUGGCAUACAUUGCUUGUCCAUGCGCUUAACAAUAGACUAUUACCUUCUCUCUCCAGAGAAAAGAAAGUUCCCUAAUAGCGAGAAUUUGGAAGAUCCUGACCUUUAUCACUAUGCUCUUUUUUCGGACAAUGUUCUGGCAGCAUCAGUUGUGGUUAACUCAACCAUCGUGAACGCAAAGGAGCCUGAGAAGCAUGUCUUUCAUCUUGUUACUGACAAACUGAACUUUGGGGCAAUGAACAUGUGGUUCUUGUUGAAUCCACCUGGGGAUGCCACAAUCCAUGUUGAAAAUGUGGAUGACUUCAAAUGGUUGAACUCUUCGUACUGCCCUGUUUUGAAGCAGCUCGAGUCUGCAGCCAUGAAAGAGUACUACUUUAAGGCAGAUCGCCAAAAAACUCUCUCUGCUGGGUCCUCCAAUCUGAAGUACCGAAACCCAAAAUAUCUGUCCAUGCUUAACCAUCUAAGAUUUUACCUGCCACAAGUCUAUCCUAAGUUGAAUAAAAUCCUUUUCCUCGAUGACGACAUUGUGGUCCAGAAGGACUUGACUGGACUAUGGGAGGUUGAUCUUAAUGGGAAUGUAAAUGGUGCUGUGGAAACAUGUGGGGAGAGUUUCCACCGAUUUGACAAGUACCUCAAUUUUUCAAACCCAAAUAUUUCGCAGAAUUUUGAUCCUAAUGCAUGUGGUUGGGCUUAUGGAAUGAAUAUAUUUGAUCUGGAGGAGUGGAAGAAGAAGGACAUUACUGGAAUUUACCAUAAGUGGCAGAACAUGAAUGAAAACAGGCUGCUGUGGAAACUGGGGACGCUCCCGCCAGGCCUCAUGACUUUCUACAAGCUGACGCACCCCCUGGACAAAUCAUGGCAUGUGCUUGGGCUAGGGUACAACCCGACGGUCGAGCACGCGGAGAUCGACACCGCCGCCGUCAUCCACUACAACGGGAACAUGAAGCCGUGGCUGGAGAUUGCGAUGACCAAGUACCGGCCUUACUGGACGCAGUACAUCAACUACGAGCAUUCCUAUGUCCGGGGCUGCAAGAUCAGUCAAUAGGCAGUAACUAGAGAAGCAUUCGCUUUGACAGGACUACUGAAGAAAGUGUUCCCCUGUUGCUAGUACAGCUAUAGCGCAUGUUCUUCGUUCGUGUUAUUAUUAGAUUUGUUUUGGUUGGUGUCUUUUCUGCUUGUAUGUAGCUUCUUCGCCCGAUUUGUUGUGCUACCUCGACUAGUCCGCUGCGGCACGUGUUAAUGUUAUUCUCUUGAAAAGAAUGGUGAACUUGGUGACACAUGUGAAUUUAUCGAUGCAAUGUUGCUGAA
Aegilops tauschii subsp. strangulata is the source of this 2226-nucleotide messenger RNA. Its product is annotated as polygalacturonate 4-alpha-galacturonosyltransferase. NCBI's taxonomy places the organism in Eukaryota, Viridiplantae, Streptophyta, Magnoliopsida, Poales, Poaceae. Gene Ontology annotation, molecular function: polygalacturonate 4-alpha-galacturonosyltransferase activity. The record is from RefSeq and is a predicted model, not a curated record.